AUGGAAGCAGUCAUACCUACCGAAGUCAAAAUACCUUUGUUAAGAAUCAUUCAAGAAGCUAAAUUGAGUAAUGUCAAUUGGGUUUGCCAUCAAAUUGAGCAUUUGGCCUUGAUUGAUGAAAAAAGAAUGACCGAUAUUUGCCAUGGUCAAUUGUACUAUCAAAGGAUGAGUUGUGCUUUCAACAAACGAGUGAGACCAAGAAUGUUUGAAGUUGGUCAAUUGGCUCUCAAACACAUUUUUCCACAUCAAGAUGAGUAUAAAGGAAAGUUCGCACCAAAUUGGCAAGGACAAUAUAUGGUUCUCAAAGUAUUAUUUGGAGAUGCCCUAAUAUUGUCAGAAAUGGAUGGUCAAGAGUGGCUGAAACCAAUCAAAUCAGAUGCUGUCAAGAGAUACUACCUUUGA
This is a messenger RNA of Solanum dulcamara, 402 nucleotides long. RefSeq lists its product as uncharacterized. Lineage: Eukaryota; Viridiplantae; Streptophyta; Magnoliopsida; Solanales; Solanaceae. The transcript has a single exon. Bases 1 to 402 code for a protein of 133 amino acids. The record is from RefSeq and is a predicted model, not a curated record.